Molecule: messenger RNA, 1137 nt
Organism: Botrytis fragariae
Lineage: Eukaryota; Fungi; Ascomycota; Leotiomycetes; Helotiales; Sclerotiniaceae
Product: putative glycosyl family 2 protein
Exons: 1
Coding region: 1-1137 (378 amino acids)
Source: RefSeq, a predicted model, not a curated record
AUGCUCUUCAAUUUCCUGUCAGGAGCACACGGUGUACCGUGGAAAUUUAUAUUUCUAUGCAUCUCAGCGCUGGUUAUGGUUCAUUACGUGUUGGUGGAUAUUCCGCCUAGUGAUGAGUCUUUACCAGAGACAUCAAAGUCAGUUGAAGCAACAGAUAUACUACCAAGUCCGACGCCUCCGAAACAUGCAGGCUCUGCAGGAACUUUCGAUGAAUUCAAGGCAAUGCUCGGUAUCUUUGGUGGAACGGAAACCUCGAAUUCAGAAGACGCGAGUCUCUCAGAGGAUACAAUGAGUUUAGGAACAGUAGGACCCGGUCAUAAGUUGAAGAAACCAUUCCUCGGAUCGAAGCAGGAUACUCGAGAUGAUGAAUAUGUCUCUGUUUGCAUGGCAGUUAAAGAUCAGCAACAAGACUUACCCGAAUUCUUCAUUCACCACUACUAUCAUCUUGGAAUAAAAAGAUUCUACAUCAUGGACGAUGGUUCUGAUCCACCUUUGUCGGAAAUGGAGGAUUUGGGUAUACCUCGAGAGCAUGUAACAUUCCAAUACUUCAACAAAUCAGAACAUACGUACUACAUGCAAGAACACGUCUACAAACUUUGUGUCGAAAAGUACCGGAGCAAUCACACUUGGAUGGCUUUCAUAGACGCCGAUGAAUAUCUGGAGAUGACUGGAAAAGAAAAUCUGAACGAGUUCCUAGAAUCUUAUGAGGAAGAUGAACACGUCGGGGCAGUAUAUGUAUCUUGGAUGACACAUUCCUCUGCUGGCCUACUAAGCAGACCCAAGUCUGUGCGCCAGGCCUACAUUGAUUGUGUAUGGGACGGAGAAGGACAUAAUGUGCUAGGUAAAACCAUUGCCAAAUUGUCACUUUAUGCUGGCCCAAACACCGUCCAUCAGGUCCGAUGUAAGGACGGAGCGAUAGUUGUUGAUGAAAACGGGAUCAAGGCACCUGUGAGACGAUAUUCGCCCACGAGAGAUCGAAUAGCACUGCAUCAUUAUGCGCUGAAGAGUCGAGAGGAAUAUCAAGAGAAAGUUGAUCGCGGGAAUGCUAUGAGUACACCGAAAAAUUGGGGAUUCUGGGAUAGCGUUGAAGGUAUGGCAGGUAUAGAAUGUCUUUCCAUGACAGAAUAUUAUCCAUGA